AUGGCUGCGCCCAGGCAGGAGCUGUGCUGGGGAGUUGUCACUUGUUGGGUUCUGUGGUUGGGGUUGGCGGCGUGUUUGCAGGACGGCGAUGGAGCUGGGAAGACCGGAGAAGGGGAUCGAGGAGCUUGUGGCUGCAAGAGCAACCGGGUCAGUGGCGGGGAGGCAGCGGCACAGAAAUACUCCCUGGAGGCUAGUGCUUCCCAGCAGCUAAAGCAGGAGCCGGGGGCUGUGCCCCCGAAAAAUGAGGGCAGCAAGUUGCAGAUGGUCUUGAUUCCAGCUGGAGUAUUUACAAUGGGAACUGAUGAGCCAGCAAUACAACAAGAUGGAGAAUCGCCUGCCAGAAGAGUUCAUGUUGACAGUUUCUACAUGGAUCUCUAUGAAGUCAGUAAUGCUGAGUUUGAGAAGUUUGUGAAUGCUACUGGCUAUCUCACAGAGGCUGAAAAAUUUGGCGAUUCCUUUGUGUUUGAAGGCAUGUUGAGUGAACAAGUGAAGAGUGGAAUUCAGCAGGCAGUUGCAGCUGCUCCCUGGUGGAUGCCUGUUAAAGGAGCUAAUUGGAGGCACCCCGAGGGUCCUGAUUCUGAUACCUCAAACCGAAUAGAUCAUCCAGUUCUUCAUGUUUCUUGGAAUGAUGCUGUAGCAUUUUGUACUUGGGCAGGAAAACGGCUACCAACAGAAGCUGAAUGGGAAUACAGCUGUCGCGGGGGCCUUGAGAACAGACUCUUCCCUUGGGGGAACAAGCUUCAUCCAAGAGGUCAGCACUAUGCUAAUAUCUGGCAGGGAGAAUUCCCUAUGAGCAAUACGGAGGAGGAUGGAUACAAAGGAACUGCACCUGUGACUGCAUUUCCUCCAAAUGGUUAUGGCUUGUACAACAUGGUGGGAAAUUCUUGGGAAUGGACAUCGGAUUGGUGGGCUGUUAAUCAUUCUGCGGAGGAAACAUACAACCCAAAAGGACCCCCAACAGGGACUGACAGAGUGAAGAAAGGUGGAUCUUACAUGUGCCACAAGUCCUAUUGCUAUAGGUAUCGAUGUGCAGCUCGAAGCCAAAACACUCCUGACAGCUCAGCUUCCAACCUGGGGUUCCGCUGUGCUGCCGACACUCUGCCUGACUAUUGAAAGGAAUAAAGCUGGCAGCGACAGAGGAAUGAAGAAUGUCACCAAAGGGUGCGCUGGGGAGAGGAUGCAGCUUACAUCGUGAACAUGCCUUAUACUGGAAACUUUUUUUAAAAAGAGAGGACAGUGAUUCUGAAAAAAAAUCAGCUGCCAACUUUCUUCUGUAACAUCUUUCUGAAGAAAAUGGGCCGGAUUUCUUCUUUGUGCAUAAGGAAAUCAAACUUUACUACCCUGGAUAUUUAAUUACUUUACACUGAAAUCAGUGCACAAACUCAACAAAAUGAUGACCUUUAAACAAAAAAAUAAGGAAGGCGAGAGAGGGGGUCCUACAGAAAUCAUACAAGUUUGAGGUGAUUUUAUAGGAGCUAUUAGUAAGUAACAUCAGAGUAUGAUUCUUUUUUAAUUAAACAUGUGGAAAAUCAUAAGUGACAAAAAAAGAGACAAUCAUGGUCCUUGCAAAGCAAAUGAGCCACAUUUAAUGGCUCGAUUUCUGUGGCCUUAAGUGUAAUGAACUCUUUCUGGUCUGGAACCUGCACUUUAAAAUAUAUUUUUUAACUCGGUCUCUGUAAAUAUCUGUGAAUAUUUAUUUAUGUGUUUUGGUUUGGAUUUAUGUGUGAAGUGUGGUCAAAUUGCUUCAGACUUAUAGCAACCCUAUGAAUCAAUGCCCUCCAACA
Gekko japonicus is the source of this 1784-nucleotide messenger RNA. It is a transcript of the gene SUMF1, whose product is annotated as sulfatase modifying factor 1. The transcript is spliced from 9 exons. Gene Ontology annotation, cellular component: endoplasmic reticulum. The record is from RefSeq and is a predicted model, not a curated record. Lineage: Eukaryota; Metazoa; Chordata; Lepidosauria; Squamata; Gekkonidae. The coding region runs from base 1 to 1113 and encodes 370 amino acids.